ACAACUGUUUUUAUGUUGGGAGAGAGUUGUUCAUGAAUCCCUUGUCCUGAGCAGUUAAACUGCCCACUGUUCUUCAGAAAAACACUCCAGUACAUUCUUUGCUUUUCCGGCAUCUUCUGCAUAUUUGACCCCUUUCCAAUAGCGGCUAUAUGGUGUUGAGACCCAUCUUUUCACACUGAGGACAACUGAGGGAAUCGUACACAACUAUUACAAAAGGAGCAAACAUUCACUGAUGCUCAAGAAGGCAACACGAUACAUUAAAAGCCAGGGGGGUGUAAACUUUUGAACAGGAUGAUUGGUGUAAAUUGUGAUUAUUUUGUUUAAUGAUUUUUUCCCCAUUUAGUACUGCCCUUCAGAAGCUACACAAGAUAUUAACCAUACAUAUUUCCCAGCAGACAAAACAGCAAUUUACACUGAACAUCUUGUUCAAAGGUUUAUGCCUCCUGUGUUGCCUUCUUGAGCAUCAGUGAAUGUUUACACCGUUUGUAAUAGUCCUGUACGAGUCCCACAAAUUGGCCUACAUUUGAAAAGAUACUCAAAAUCAUAUAGCCAGUGCUGGAAAGGAGAAAAUAUACAGAAGAUUCUGGAAAAGCAAAGAAUGUGGAGGACCUGGAGGAUUUUUAACUGCUCAAGAAACACAAGGGACUCAUGAACAACUCUCUCACAACAUAAAAACAGUUGAUCAUCCACGUAACACCACACGGUAUUAAGAAUCAAGCGCGUGUGCAAUUUUUGGAUCCCUCUUUAUUAUUAUUUUGCAGAUUCUGCAAGGUAUAUUUAAACUUAUGUCCCCAAAUUGUACACAACAAUAAUAUUAUAAGAGUAAAGGUUUCUACUUAAUGAAGGUUAGUGGGAGUGUGUGUACACAACUAGUCAUAUCGUGUUUAAUGCAAAUCACAUUCAUACAGUUGAUAACGGCUCUAGCGAUAUGAUAUACGAGUUGCAUGAAGUGUAAACAGCUGCAGGUAUGUGCCAUGACUUACAUAUAAUGGCAGAUACCAGGACUUUUGAGGAUGUGAGGAAUACAGUUCUUUCAGCCCAUAAAAAUACAGGGUCCGAGGAGAAGGUUACGUUCUAUAACACUUGGGCUGAAAGCUAUGAACAGGAUACUGCAAUAUUGGACUACCGUGCUCCUUUUUUAGCUGCAGAAUGCAUUGCUUCACACUUCACCAGUGAGAAAGAGAGAGCUAUUAUUCUGGAUGUGGCAUGUGGGACAGGGCUGGUCUCCAGACAUCUGAAGAAAAUGGGGUUUCGUCACUUUGUGGGAGUGGAUGGAAGCGAGAAAAUGUUGAAUCUGGCCACAAAAACAGGCCUUUAUCAGGAGCUUAAGCAGUGCAUGCUGUGUCAGGAUCCCUUGCCUGUUCAAGAUGAGUCAUAUGAUGUUGUAGUCAUUGUGGGAGCUCUGAGUAUUGGGCAGGUACCAGUGACAAUCAUCAAGGAGCUCUGGCAAGCCACCAAGCCAGGUGGCUAUGUGUGCAUGACUACAAGAGGGAAUGCUGAUAAUCUCGAGUACAAAGCAGAGCUGGAAGGUGUGAUUCGAGCAAUGAAGGAAGAAAAGAAAUGGAGUCGUGUAGCUGUCACUGUAGUGGACAAGUGGGAGAAAGCGGUGUCUGAACAUGAGUUUGGGUACAUACCUGGAGUCGUUUAUCUCUAUCAGAAAGCUCAUUAAAUACGGACGUGGUUGUGCUAGAAUAGCUGGGAGCUGGGAAACAUAUUAUACAUAAAGAUAUACAAUACAUAUGCAUGGCCUUUAAAUAGUAGCAGUAGCCUAAUAGUGAUUUUAUGUGUAAUAUUUCAGCAAGUGAAUAGGACAAAAACAAUGGCCAAUGAAAACAGUUAAAGAGAGAUCGUAUUUAUGAUUAAAAUCUCAAUAUAAAAAAUACUAUUGUUACAGUGAUUCUAAAAUUAGCACUCAUAUUUAGAUACAAAGCUGAACAAUUUUUUUUGUUGUUGUCUCCACAGUAUAGUCUUGCUGUUAAAUAAUGCGUUUAUCCACAGUUACUAAUCACUGAAUUGGGACUCAAAAUAAUGAUUGAUUAAUAUCAUUAAAACCAAAAUCAUAUUAUGGAAAUAAAUAAUAAACUGUAUUAUACCAUAA
Molecule: messenger RNA, 2098 nt
Organism: Ictalurus punctatus (channel catfish)
Lineage: Eukaryota; Metazoa; Chordata; Actinopteri; Siluriformes; Ictaluridae
Gene: mettl27
Product: methyltransferase like 27
Exons: 6
Coding region: 968-1669 (233 amino acids)
Molecular function (GO): S-adenosylmethionine-dependent methyltransferase activity
Source: RefSeq, a predicted model, not a curated record